AUGAAAGAAUGGAUUGGAUAUGAUUGCUCUCUAAAGCUUCUAUACAGAGCAUCUAAAAGCGGAAAGAAUAGCUAGAAGUUUCACUUUAUGUGUGAUAAUAAGGGUGUUACUUUAACAGUAUUCAAAGUAGGUUCAAACUUCGUCUUUGGAGGAUUUACCAAUGUCAAAUAGCACACUCCUAAUGGAAAAUAUCCGACAUUUGAAAAGGAUCCUGAUGCUUUCUUAUUCUAAUUAUUUCCGCACAAGACAAAACACCCUUUGAUUAAAAAUCCUGACAAAGCUGUGGCUAGAAGUGAUUAUCAUCUUGCAUGUUUCGGUAAAACUGAGAGGGAGCCAUAAGAAGCUGCGGAUCUUGAAGUUUGGGAUAGUCCUUCAGGAGCUGGUCGAGGAAUAUGCAAUCUUGGUAACAAUUACUAUUUACCUGAGAGCUUGACAUAUGGAAGCGUUGAUGCAAAAAAAUAUCUUGCUGGAUAAGCUAGUUUUGUAAUAAAUGAUAUGGAAGUCUUUUAGGUUAAGAAAAAAACAACAACUGCUAAAAUAUCUGAGUGA
Messenger RNA from Stylonychia lemnae, 549 nucleotides. The record is from the annotation of a GenBank genome assembly. Lineage: Eukaryota; Ciliophora; Spirotrichea; Sporadotrichida; Oxytrichidae.